UGGCCACUCAGCUGAUGAUCCUCAAAAACUCGCUUUUGACAAUGAUUUUGUCGGAAUUCCAGGUUUGAAACUGACCAGAAUACGAAACCCCAAAGCCCGGUCUCGCAAGAAACGUUGCAAGUUUGUGUGGACUCUUACACUGGUGAAAAGCAAAAGCAAAGAUUCUCGCAUCCAAGAGAAUCCAAGCAAAACCCAAGAAAGCAAAACUUCCCAAGUCCAAGAUGACCUCAACAAAAUGCAAGAAAUCAAAUCCCAAGAUUCUCAAGUCCAAGAGAGUCCAAGCAAAGCAGACGAAAGCCCCAGCACAGAGGCAGAGCCUCCUUCUAAAUGUGAUGAGGAAGUAGAUGUUUCUACAGAAGCAGAAUCCACAUCCUCUCCUUCUAAUACCUUGGAAGCUAGCUCUUUGCAGGAGUCGCAAAACAAAGAGAACACUGCCAGUGAUGUAUUUCCCAAAAGCCCAGAGAACCCAGUGGCCAUUGAGAAGGGUGAGGAGACCUUAGGAAAGGAAAAAGAGGAGGUUCUUGAAAGGUCAGAGUCAAUUGCAACUGAAGCACAUCCAGAUGAGGCCACUCAAACGGACCCUGAAGAUCUCAUCAGUAGCGAUACCGUUCCACCACUUCAAAUCAAAGUUGUCUCCUCACCAGGUAAAAACAACAGUCUAAAGCAGUCCUUUUUAAUUCAGCAAGUUACAACUUCACCUGAAACAAAAGAACCUGCAAAAGUCGAAGACCAUCAGCAUUCAGAAAAGAGUGAGAAUGUGUUGGAAAUUACUGCUACCACUCCUGCCCCCAAAUUAAGGAACAAGCUAUGUCAAAACACUGCUCGAAAGAAACGUACAAGACGCAAUCACUGGACAAUUUACAGAAGAAAGUGCAGGCGAAAGUGCAAAUUGAGUGCAUCUCAAGAAAACCCUGCUUCUGAAAUUGCAACUGAAACCGAAUCUCAGGUGGAGGAAUCGCCAGUAUCUCCAGCAGCAGUGCCAGCACCUGUAGAAUCCAAACCAAAAAAGCAUUUAAGUGAAGUUAAGCAGAAAAAAGGUAAAAGGUCCAUUCCACCAGCUGCAGAACCAUUACCUGAAGCAGCCGAAUCUCAGGUCAUCGAACAAACUGUUGAAUCGCCUCCAACCAGUCCUUAUCUUGGGACAGAACCCCAGCCAGAGAUAAAACUUGAGACAGCAUCAAUCGAACCUGAAGAGGUUCUAGUUUUAGAGCCUUCUGUGAGAGAUCACCCACAGGUACCACGUCCCUCACACAGGCAAAUAAAACGGGUCAAACGUAGAAGAAAGUCUUUGAUUGGACGGCGAAUAAGAAAUCCAAAAUUGCAAAAGAAGAAGUUGGUUGAGGUUAGUGAUGAUUGCCCACCAAUAACGGGGUCUGAAGUAGGAGAGUCUAAACUAGUUGGUAUAUUCUCAACAAAGUACAAGAGGAAACAGAUUUCAAGUCUUCAGUCAUUAGAGAGUAGACGCAAAAAAGCUAAGCUCUUAUCCAAGCAGGUUGAGAACACCAGCGGAGAUCAACUUUCCGAUCAGGCAGACAAGGAUUCUGUGAAUGUGAAAAUGGACCAAGAUCAAGACAUCCAACGCAGCAAAACGAAGUUUGUGAAAACCAUCAGACAUUUCAUAAUGCCAGUUGUUAGUGCCCGAUCCUCUCGGGUUAUCAAAACGCCAAAGAGGUUCAUGGAUGAUCUUGGUAUGUCAGAUCUUCCUCGCAAGAACUCCCAAAAGAAGCUUGGCCUGCAAACAAAAUCAAAGAAACCUGAUCCCAAUGAAAGCGGUGAACCUGGAUCCCUUCAGUCUCAGGAUGAAGAUGAAGUGAGUGAAACUGAUCUUGAUUUGUCUUCCACAUGGGAAUCAAAACCUAAAUCACCUGAUGACGCUGAGAUCUUCAGUGAGGAGAAGCAGCCUGGGAAAAGGCGAUCGCUGCUCAGAGAUCCGGGUUUCAAAUGGGGAGUGCUGGAGCCGGCCAGUGACGAUGUGUAUACCUUCGAUGAAGAUCUUGACAAGGAGUUGGAGACCUUGCUAUCUGCCAAAGAUUUUACAGUGGACCCGUUUAUUGAUCCCGUCCAAAAGAAGAAAAAAUCCACUAAAUUCAAAGCGCAAACAUCAAAAUUUAGGUUAUACAAAAAGCUUAAACUCAAACAGCCUCUCAAGCGUAAAAAGACCCCAAAGGACAAAGUAGGCAAAGUUGAAUCAUCCCCUGCCAAGACACAGAAGAAGGAGUUGGAAGAAGGGGCCAGUCUAAUAAAGUCUCUCAGAGACAUGAAGAAGGAAAAAGCAAAACUCAAGAUUGAGGAUCUCAACACCCCUGGGGUUGUUCGCAAAGUCUCCAUCUGUGUCCGAGCUCUGAGUGCCAAGUUGCUGGCACAACACCAGGCAAAAGACAUCCAAGAGGAUGACCUGCCAGAUGAGUUUUCCAUUCAUACAGACAUCUCUCUUCCCAAUAAAUGCAAAGACUUUGAUAAGAUGCAUCUCACAGAAUCAGAAGAACUAGUUUCUGAGGACACUCAGAAACAUGCUGUUGACACUGAGGAGAAAAAUACCACCCAGCGCCCUCGCCUUACAGGAGCCAACAAGCGCAUGUUUAACCUCCUCAAGAAAGCCAAGGUUCAGCUCAUCAAAAUAGAUCAGCAGAAACAACUGAAAUCAUCUGGGCUUUUGCCAGAGGGUAGAAUUACUGCAACAAAGAGACAGAGACGCAAACCGAAAGAACGGCUUGAAAAUGCCUGUCCCAACAAGACUGAUGCUUCUCCAGAGCAGGAACCUGCUAGAGGGGGGCCUCGCAUUAAACACGUAUGCAGAGCUGCAGCUGUGGUUUUGGGUCAGCCUCGUGCCAUGAUCCCCGAUGACAUCCCUCGACUUAGUGCGCUUCCCCUGCACGAGAGAUCGGACAUAUCCCCUUCACCUGCAGAAAAAGGAGUCGAGUCUCACUCUGACCCUGAAAGCCCUGUAUUACAAGAACACAGGACACCAAAGUUUCGCCGUGGUAGAUCUCAUUUUUUUGGGAACCGGUCCCGACGGUGUGGGGAGUGUAAAGGUUGCCUGCAUGAGGAGGACUGUGGCAGGUGCAUCAACUGCUUGGACAAACCCAAGUUUGGUGGCCCCAACACAAAACGCCAGUGCUGUGUAUACAAGAGAUGUGAUCAGGUUGAAGAAAGGAAGGCCUUGAGGCUAAGUGGCAAGCUUCAAAAGGGGCAUGGAAAGAAGCGGCGCACCUCGAUAAGUGUGGGUUACUCAAGUAAUGAGGAAUGCGAGGGUGGCGAUGGAAUCAGCCAGACGUUUCCACCCUCUCUAGGCGACAGUCCAUCUGUGCGGAAGCAGCCGCGGCGACACGUAAAACCACGUUCCUACUGUGACCUGUUGGAUUAUGACUCCGAUUUUGACUGGAUAGGAGCUUCAAAUUCCACCUCCCCAGCUCGCAGGAGAACUCCUGGCUCUCGCAACUCAGAUUAUGUGUCAUUUGACGACUUUAUUGGGGACGCCUUUGACGAGGGAGUGCGCCAUCGCCGACCUGGCUUCCACAAGGUUCCUCCCAUCAAACGGAAAGUUGAGAAGAGCCCUCAGGAACAGACGCCACCCAGUGUCCUUGCAGCCCUGGCCAAUGGUUUCGCAGAGAGGGAACAGGAACCUGCAGAACCCACGCAUAAGAUCCGUGUUGAUUUUAAGGAGGACUGUAGCGUGCAGAGCGUGUGGGCGACCGGAGGUCUGAGCAUCCUCACAUCUGUACCCCUCGUGCCCCAGUACGUCUGCCUGCUGUGCGCCAGUAAAGGCCAACAUGAGAUGCUGUACUGUCAAGUCUGCUGUGAGCCUUUCCAUCGCUUCUGCUUGGACCCUUCAGAGCGUCCACUGGAGGAAAACAAGGAGAACUGGUGCUGUCGUCGCUGCAAGUUCUGUCGUGUUUGUGGCUGCAAGAAUAAAGAAUCCAAGCCUCUGCUGGAGUGUGAAAGGUGUCAAAAUUGUUAUCAUCCUGCCUGUCUGGGUCCCAACUACCCCAAACCCAACAAACGUAAGAAGCCUUGGGUGUGUAUGACAUGCAUCCGGUGCAAGAGUUGUGGUGUGACACCAGGAAAGAGCUGGGACACUGAGUGGAAUCAUGACAAGGGUCUGUGUCCUGACUGCACUAGGCUGUUUGAUCAAGGUAACUACUGCACCAUGUGCUUCAAGUGUUAUGAAGAUAAUGACUACGAUAGCCAGAUGAUGCAGUGCUCCACAUGUAACCACUGGGUCCAUGCUAAAUGUGAAGGUCUGACAGAUGACUUGUAUGAAAUCUUGUCGAGUCUACCUGAGAGUGUGGUGUACUCCUGUCAGCCAUGCUUACAAGAGCUGCCCGAUGGAGAGGAUGUUAAUGGAGCGGGGUGGAGGGAACUGCUCGACCAGGAGCUGAGGACUGGCUUAGAGAGGGUGCUGUCUUGCCUGCUGAGCUCCACCCUCACCAAGCACCUGGUCACCUGCAAGGAGUGUGCUGCACUGGGUUCCCCGAACACUGGAGUUGAAGAUUUGCCUGUUUGCGACUUCCAUGCUAUUGGAAAGAAGUUUGAUGAAGGCCUGUACACAUCCUUGAAAUCCUUCCAUGAGGACGUGGUGAAGGUGAUUCACAGUAACUUGGAGGAAGAGGAAAUUUUACCAGAGGACCAAAGACCCACUUCCCUCGCCCGCUCGUACUAUCUCACGCUCUUAGAGGACGUUUAUGGUUGGUUCAACAGUCAGGACCCUAAAGUAUGGGAUCCACGCUCUAAACAUCUGCCAGCUGGGAUGCUUUCACAUGCCGUAAUGCCGCCAAAUUAUGAACAUGUUUAUGCUCAAUGGCGUGAGAGAGAUGGCUGUAGCAAGGCUUUGGACGGCACCCUAAAGACAACUGGAAGACAUGUGGAUGUUAAAAUGGGAGAAGAGGAGGAUCUGUCCACACCUUUGGCCCAUAACCCUAAAAGUCACUUUAUGGACAAAUGGGCAUUACGGAUGAAUAUGAAAGGGAAAAAGGGUCGACCAGCUAAAACCGAGCUGGACACAGGUUGGUCAAAAGACGACGAGAGACAGUGCGCUCUGUGCCAAAAAUUUGGUGAUGCAAAGGCCAGUGAUGCAGGGAGGUUGCUCUAUCUUGGGCAAAAUGAAUGGGCUCAUGUGAACUGUACCAUGUGGUCUGCAGAGGUGUUCGAGGAGGAUAAUGGCUCACUUCUGCAUGUCCACAGUGCUGUAGCACGAGGUCGUCUCAUGCGCUGUGAACGGUGUAACCGAACAGGGGCAACGGUAGGUUGCUGCCUUACUUCGUGCCAGAGCAACUACCACUUUAUGUGUGCCCGCUUUCGCAACUGUGUCUUCCAGGAUGAUAAAAGAGUCUUCUGUUACAAGCACCGUGACCUUAUAAGUGGAAAAAUCAUCACGGGUCAAGGGUUCGAAGUACUUCGGAGAGUUUAUGUGGAUUUUGAAGGGAUAAGUCUUCGCAGAAAGUUUUUGACUGGAUUGGAGCCGGAGUCGAUUAAUUUAAUGAUAGGUUCUUUGCUAGUAGAAAAGCUUGGAAAGCUGAGUGAAUUAUCUGCCUGUCAUGGAAAACUUUUCCCUGUGGGUUAUGAAUGCUCUCGCUGGUAUUGGAGUACUGUAAACCCCCUUCGUCGCUGCAAAUACACGUUUCGUGUUACGGAGGUCCGGCCACCUGUUCAGGAAAAACCAGUGGAAGAGUCGCCCGAUCAGGGAGAAAAUUGCACAAUUGCCCACAGUCCAUGCCCACAGUCAGAAUCUGAAGCCCUCGAAGUGGAUUUGUCCUCAACAAAUCCUUCCAGUGAAACAAAUUCCACCUCGGGAUCUGUCUUUGCCAAACCAGACCUUGGUGCCCGCCCCAAAAUCCCUUCAUACCCCCAGAACAGAAGACCUGCCGGAGGACUAUCCAGACCACUGCCUUCUCCCGGAGCUGCCCCAUCCAAACCUCACCACAUCUUGACUAUCAGUGAUUUGGAUGACACUCGAAGGCCACGACGGCAUAGCCCACACACCCAAAAUAGCGGUACCCGCAGUCACAUGACCUCCCCUACUCUUGGAUCCCAUGCAGGCCCAAUUGCAUCUAGAGCAGGUGGUUCCCACCACCCUAAAACCUCCCAGCCUACCUCCCCAGUUUUCCCCCUUGGUGCUACUGAAAACCUGCUGACCUCUUCCUCAGCUCGCCCUGUCGGUCGAAGUGCUUCCUCAGUCCGGGGUUCUGGAAUAUUGACGCCCCAUUCUACCUCAGUACUAUUUUCACAGUCCACAAGGCAAGGUGGCAUGGGCAGCACCCCUUGCACCAACCGAUCCCUCACAUCUCCCACCCUUUUCUCCACAAGACCACGGCCUUUUGAUUUUAAUCAGAUAGACUCUGUAGAACUUCCACACAAAUUUAUAGCCUCACCACAGGAGCAUCCAGCAGAAAAUGGUGCCUUGCCAUUAGGAGACCCUUUGGGUACACAAAAAGGUAAUCAUCUAGACAGUGAGAGAGAUUUCCCUUACACAUCCUUCCACUUAGAGGCAGACCUGACUGUAGCGCCUGAGCUGAGAACCGAGCUUGAAAUUGAAGAAACAGUGCUGAAUGAAGGCGUAGCCAUGAACUGCAGUGCACAAAUUGUAGUUGAAGGUGAAGACAACCAGGAUGACUUCUGGGAGACAAAUGAAGAGAAGUCCAAAUUAUCUACACAGAGAUUGUCUUGUAGGGAAGACUGGGGUAAUAGUUCUUCUGAUGAGGACAUGGAGAACUACUUCAACUUCACUCGCACAGUGGUUACUUGCAAGGCUCAAAGGGAUGCUUCUCAGACACCUACAUCUCCAUCUUUGAGACAUAUUUCCCAACUUGAUGGUGUGGAUGAUGGGACAGAGAGUGAUACAAGUGUGGCUAAUAAUGAUAAUCAUCAGGGUGUGUUGUCAAAUCAAGCCCAAAAGCCACACAAAUCACUCAACGUUGUACCUCAUGAACAGACGGCAAGUAAUGGGCUGUGUUUGACUUUUCCAAGUCCUGUAUCUGAUAUUUCAUCAGUUAGUUUUCGGUUAGAACCGGGGUCCAACUCAAAAGCUGUUGCUGAACAAGAUUCCUUUGGUCUAACUCAAACAUUGCAAUCAUUGCAAUCUGGGGUGGUUGUAAACCCACAAAACCCUAUGACUAAUUUUGUUUCAACAAAGUCUUUAAACCCUGGAUUUUCUACCUAUGGUAGUUUAAUUGUUGAGCCAGAGAUGCCUUUAAUUCUCGAGAGGUGUGAUCCUGUUUCACCCAAUGCACAUUUUACAGAGCUGGUCCCGGUCCAGGAUUCUCUAGUUGACCCACAAGAAUCUAAAGAAUUGUACUUGGAUCCUAGUAGUGGUCACUUUGUGUCCUCUAUGGAUGACUCUACAGUUUAUCCAAACAACCACUUGCAAGAAGGUUCUCUUGAUUUAGGCCAAGUUAAUGGAAUUCAAACUCCACUGCAACAAAAUCCUGUUCCUUUCACAGAGUUGCCCAAAUCUGCAUCCACUUCUGAACCUUUAUCCUCUGAUUCCUCUGUGCAAGUUCCUUUUGCAGCAUUCCCAAAUCAGGCAACUUCUGCAAAUGUUUCCUUGUACCCUGUCCAAACUCCUGAGGGCAAGACAGUCUUGCCACCCAUGGAGAGUUUCAGAACCAAAUUACACCCACCUGUUGAACCAAGGCAUCCUGCCCCUUCAGUUCCUGGAGGUGCAAUGCCAUGUAUCGCCACAAAUGUACCACAGAAACCAGAGUCUAUGCUGUCUGUGCCGUCAGCCACUGGUGUACCCCUCGGGACUUAUGGGCCAGUUUCGGGUACAGUGUCUGUCCCAUUGCAUCCCACUUACCCACAGCCUAUCUGCUCUACAGCAGUUGGUGUAGUCUCCUCAUCCUCUUCCGUAAUUUCCCAACCAUCAGCUCAGUGCCAAGCAAUGCCUACUGCCAUUCAGACAGCCACUGCUCCAGGUGUCAUCAAUGGGUACAACACCAUGCCUAUGCAAAGAGAAACCGCUCCAGGACGAACGAUUUCCAUCAAUUUUUCAACCCCCAGAUCAACAAUUGAACCCCAACAACAGUUGGUUACUCAAGCAUUACCAGGUCAUGCUAUUCUUACUGUAAAGGAAGUUGGUGGACCUAAUGUGGAUCCCACACCCCAUGUUUUACUUGUUAAUCGUCUUGGUCAAAUUUUUGUCAAAAACCCAGAAAGCAACACCUUCCAGCUGCCGACUCCACAUUCCCCUUCAUUUAACUGUGUUACCCAAAUCGCCAGCCUCUUGCAAAGCAAUGCCUUGUCUGCAACACUUGCAGCAGCUGGGAACUUGUCCACAGUUGUGGGUGCCACCGUUCCAACCCAAGUCCACCAAAUUGUGACCCCAUUGGUACAGACCUCCAAUACCAUCACCCAGCUACUUACCACCAGUAGUAACGGAGCAGCUUCACUACCACCAGAUGUUAAGAAACCACGUAGGACUGCCAAAGCUUCUGGAGAUGGAGUGAAAAAAACACGGACUAAGAAGGAGUCUUCCACGCCUAGAAGGACAAAGGCUGCUAGCACACCUGGCCCCUCUAGCAAACAAUCUAUGAGUCAAGUAACAACCUCCUCAGAUACAUCUAAUCAAGCAGACAGUGCCCAAGCUAUCAUCAACCAAGCCAUGGCUGGCUAUUAUGAUCCCAACAAAACUGUUUCCCAUAUUCUUACUCCCACAUCACCUCGUAACACUACUGUUGUUGGGCGAACUCCAAAAACAAGUUCAGUUGUUUUACCCGAAGUUCUCCUUGUUGAACCAGAGACAAAGGCUUCCCCACCAGCUACACCAGAAGCAGCACCUCGACCAAAGCAGGUUCGAAUGAAAAGAGUGUCCUCUCUAUCUGACCGCAUUGCCACCAAGAAAUCAAAAUCAGACUUUCUGGACCUAGGCCGCCCUAGUGGAUUGGAAGAACCACGCAAGUCAAACUCGGUAUCAGCCAGGUAUGGAGUUCGCAUCAAAACCCCAACUGUCAAGGGAAUUCUAGACUUGGACAAGCUGAAUGAAGAGCGAAGUAGUGACUCUGAGAGUGCAAGGCCUGGACCCUGGGAUCGCCUUUCAUUGUCUCGAGGUGGAGACAACAACAAGCCAGCAACUUGGGAUCCUGCUAACCGUAGUGCACUAUCUGACUGGAACAAAUACUCAGGGAUGCUGUCCUGUUCAGAUGAUGAGAUGCCUCCCUCAGACGGUGAAGAGCACAUUCCCCCCAGCCGAGACCAUCCCCACCUACGCUUUGAGAUCGCUAGUGAUGACGGCUUCAGUGUAGAAGCAGACAGCAUUGAGGUGGCUUGGACCACUGUUAUCGAGGGGGUCCAGGAAGCCCGUGCUGUUGCUGGACUGAGGCAGCUCACUUUUUCGGGGUUGAGCGGGGCUCGUAUGAUGGGAAUGCUACACGAUGCCGUAGUCUACCUGGUGGAACAGCUCCAGGGGGCCAAACGCUGCCAACGCCACACCUUCCGCUUCCACAAGCAGGCCAGUCAGGAGGAAGAUCUGCCCGUUAACCCAAGUGGCUGUGCCCGCUCUGAAGUCUACCUAAGGAAGUCUACCUUUGACAUGUUUAACUUCCUGGCGUCACAGCACAGACAGCUUCCUGACACCGACCUGUACGAUGAGGAAGAAGAUGAGGUUCUUCUUAAAUCCACCAGACGUGCAACAAGUUUGGAGCUUCCUAUGGCGAUGCGCUUUAGACAUCUGGAGAGGACAUCUAAGGAAGCGGUUGGUGUCUACAGGUCUGCGAUUCACGGAAGAGGGCUUUUCUGCAAGCGGAACAUCGAAGCAGGGGAGAUGGUCAUUGAGUAUUCAGGCAUUGUUAUUCGUUCUGUUCUGACGGACAAGCGUGAGAAGUAUUACGAUGGCAAGGGCAUUGGAUGCUACAUGUUCCGCAUUGACGACUUUGACGUCGUCGAUGCCACGAUGCACGGAAACGCAGCGCGAUUCAUCAACCACUCCUGUGAACCCAACUGCUACUCUCGAGUCAUCAACGUGGAAGGUCAGAAGCACAUAGUCAUUUUCGCCUUGCGCAAGAUCUACCGUGGAGAAGAGCUGACCUAUGACUACAAGUUCCCCAUUGAAGAUGCCAGCAACAAGCUCGGCUGCAACUGUGGAGCUAAGCGCUGUCGACGCUUCUUAAACUGAGGAUGAGUGAUGGAAAAGUCGCUGUGACAAUGGAGCUAGACGGGUAAAAACAAUGGGCCGAGGCUUGAUGGGUAAAGGGGGUCCAAGCAGAGGGUUUCAAAGCUUAACAGAGUCACCUCUUCAAUUUGAAAGUCCUUUAGUUUAAAAGGGCCAUUAACUUUUAAACAGCUGUUGUGGAGCCAUUGUCCUUGAAGCAUAAUUCCUGCCGACCCAUAGACCAUUCAGUCCAGUAAAGCAGAUGACGCAUGAUUGGUAAUGUGUGGAAACAUCAUGGCCUUUCAUGUACAUUGCAUCCUUUGUGGUUCACUUUGUGGUUUUAUCAGAAUAGUAGUGUUUUUGAAAAGAAUCCUGGUCUCAGUCAUAGCAGUUUUUUUGUUUUUUUUUAAACCAGUUCAUAACCAGUUCAAAAGAGUUGUUGUAUAUUUUGCAGCAAAAUUGUGACUACUUUUAAAUUAUUCCUGUAGGCGUUUUAUGCUUUUUAAAAGCUGAAUAGAAAUGGCCGCUGCCAAGAUUUCAGAGCAUUCUGUUCCUGUAACUGACCUUUUAAAUCUCAUACGUCCGUUUUCUUCUUCGAGCCAAACCUAAAGUGCUGGAUUCUCAAGAUCUGAACAGAAUUGUCUCUGUGCUUGAGAGAGAUUUCAGUGCGGACCACGUAGUUUGUAAAAGCUUAGCGGCAGUGAAGAUACUUUGUAAAAACAUGCACAUUACCAAUGAAAUGAUGUGAACGCAUUAAUUCAGAUCUGCAUCUGUCGAUUUUAUUUUAACUGAGAAAGACUCGCACUGCUCAGGACAACAUUGUAAACCCCUCAGUAUAACUCAGUAUCCACUCCUUGCGCAUGGCACGUUCUGUUGCGUUUUACCGAUACGUUGUUGAAGCGUCUUCUCAUCCGUGACAGAUUUUUCGCUUGAAAACCCCUAGAAUCUUCGCAAAGGCUUUUAUUUUUAACAUUUUCUUUUCGAUAAUUUAUUUAUCAUUGCAUUUUUAUAGGCAUCUCAAAACACUUUCUGUUUUUGGUCUAGAACUGUAUAGGUGGUUUUUAAACUUGAUGACCUCCAUGGUGCUAAGUCAAACAUAAGUCCUAAAGGGGAAACUACAUACUUCCUGUUUCAUGUCUCGUUAGAAAACCGGUACUAGAAUAGCAAAACCAGACUUGCUUUCUAACAAUAUGCCCAUAUAUGUCCACGGUGUGUUCAAACCCCAUUCCGAAUACUCAAAGAGCAACGUUUUAGCAUGUUUGUGCUUUUUUUAUACCUCUUGAGAGCCUUGUGUCGAAACAAAAUCAUGCCUGGAGAGCGUAGAAGUAUAUUGGUGUUUCUUUUCAUCGUGUAGUAGAGGACACUACUUAAGCUAAUCGUGACUAACCGCAUCCUCAUUGCGUCACAGCUAUUAAAGGUGUGAUGACGUCGUGGAUUGUUCCUGCAAUAAAAUAAUUUUUUGCCACAAUUGCACAUACAAUUGGAGCUCUACAUUUACUGCUUAAAGUGUCCUAUAGAUGUAGGACCCAUGUAUACUGUUGACUUACAGAAUCUAUAUAUAUUUAUAGAAGAGUUAUUGAAAGUUUUUCAGCAGACGGUGGCACUCGGCACCUUAAUUUUCCUUGAAAGAUUUGGAGUUGUUUAUCAUAUUCAUGUAGGAAAAAUCAAGCUGGUGCCAUCGUUCGUCGUAUAAAAGAUUGUUCGGACUGUAGGAGCGUUCUAUUUAUUCCUUUUUGUCUUUAUGGGAGUUUAUACCCAUAGGUCUGUGCUUUUUGUAUUUGACCAAGGUCUUAUCGGAGUCUUCUUCAGGGUUUUUUUUUUUUUUUCUUUUUGUUCUUUUAAACCUUUUCCCCAUUUUCUUUCCUUUUUUAACUUGAACAUUGAGGAUGAGUUCUUGCAACGUGGCCUUUUAUACAAGGUGAUGUUUUGAGCCAGCUGUUUGUUUUAUAUGUCUGUUUUUUUUAUUUGGCUUCCUCAAAGGAGCAGUUCCCUUCGCCUAAAUCAUGUUAUCGUCUCCUCCUUUUUCUUUGUUUCGUGCGUUUUGUGUGAGGUGGACAUCUCCAUCAAGAACCUGAAAUUUAGCGGAUCUCAGAUUUUAAUCAAACCACCCCAGACUUGCAAGGAUUCUACCUCAAGCUGUUCAGACAACGUCAAGUAAUACUAAUGCAAAACUAGAUUUGCUUGGUCUGUUCUGUCAUGCAGAGUUGGCUUGUGUGCAAUGAAGGAUGCAAAGCACUAGUCAGGACCUCCUGUGAUGAUACGUAUCCCAGAGCUUCUUGGGAAAAGAAAAAUCUGUCUGUUCUUGUGUAGGUUAUUUUAAAAAAAACAACAACGUUGUGUUGAAAGACUUAAAAAUUAAAAAAAUAAAAAUAAAAAAAAAAAAAGUCUUUGCUACCUUGUACAAAUGACCCCUAAGUUUGUAAAUAGUUGUAUACAUAUUUCUAAACCUGUUUAAUUUUUCUAUGCACUUUUUUAUUUAUAAUGUUUUUGCUUAAUAAAGAUGUACAAUGUUUGAACAAA
Molecule: messenger RNA, 12601 nt
Organism: Megalobrama amblycephala (Wuchang bream)
Lineage: Eukaryota; Metazoa; Chordata; Actinopteri; Cypriniformes; Xenocyprididae
Product: histone-lysine N-methyltransferase 2B-like
Biological process (GO): positive regulation of DNA-templated transcription
Cellular component (GO): nucleus; histone methyltransferase complex
Molecular function (GO): histone H3K4 methyltransferase activity; DNA binding; protein binding
Source: RefSeq, a predicted model, not a curated record